AUGUAUAUAUCUUAUAAAUAUAUAAAUAUAAAUGAGUGUACAUGUGUAGCAGAUCUUAUGUAUAAUAAAUAUAUGUAUGUGUAUGUAAUAUAUAAUAUAUGGAUAUAUCACUUUUUUUUUUUUUUUUCUUUUUUUUCUUUUUUUUUAUUACCGGUGUUUAAUUGGCGUCCGUGUUAUUGUGUGCUUUUCUUUUUUUCUUUUUUUUCUUUUCUUUUUUUAUUGAAAUUUAUUUCUACUGUUAAAUUUGGAUGUCUACAGAUGGAGUUUUAUGUGAUUUCAUGUAAUUUAUUACUUUUUACACCCUUCCCCCCCCCUCUCUCUUUUCCAUUUCUCCUCCUUCUCAUUGUAAAAGACAAAAAUUUAUUUUUUUCUUCUUUUCUUUUCUUUUCUUUUUUCUUCAGUUGGUUUAUUUUCUCCUUUCACAGCCACAAGAGACAAAAAAAAAAACAACAAAAACAACAACAACAAAAAAGAAAAGGGGUGGGUGGGUGGGUGGGUGGGGGAAAAUUCCCAUUUAAAAGGUGGUGCUGGAAGUCCCUGUUGUUGUUGUUGUUGUUGAAAUUAACGGCACCACAUUUGAAGGGUACGAAGUCCUCGGGUUGCUUUCACACACGCAUAUAA
Messenger RNA from Trypanosoma cruzi, 621 nucleotides. RefSeq lists its product as uncharacterized. The coding region runs from base 1 to 621 and encodes 206 amino acids. The transcript has a single exon. The record is from RefSeq and is a predicted model, not a curated record. NCBI's taxonomy places the organism in Eukaryota, Euglenozoa, Kinetoplastea, Trypanosomatida, Trypanosomatidae.